Necator americanus (New World hookworm) is the source of this 1194-nucleotide messenger RNA. RefSeq lists its product as uncharacterized. The transcript has 11 exons. Gene Ontology annotation, molecular function: actin filament binding. The record is from RefSeq and is a predicted model, not a curated record. Gene Ontology annotation, cellular component: KICSTOR complex; lamellipodium; actin cytoskeleton. Bases 1 to 1194 code for a protein of 397 amino acids. Gene Ontology annotation, biological process: actin filament organization; negative regulation of TORC1 signaling; cellular response to amino acid starvation. NCBI's taxonomy places the organism in Eukaryota, Metazoa, Nematoda, Chromadorea, Rhabditida, Ancylostomatidae.
AUGGCUUUGCCGCUUAACUUACCUCUAGAAAAUACCGAAAUUACUUUCUCUGAACGGAAGUUCAUGCCUUUCGUGGAAUCUAACCAAAUUUUCAUCAUUCGUGGGUACCCUAACAAUAUCACAGACCAGUCUCCUGAUGCCGCCACUUCUACUCUUACCUGUUUGAUUAAUGCUUAUGGACGAUUGCUUUUUGUUGAAGAGAAAAAAACUGUUUGCCUAUCGAGAUUAUUAAAUGAAUCAUGCUUGAAAAAUGGACAUUCAAUAGAAUUAACAUGUGGCGACGCUUCAGCAUUAGAUGGCGGCGAACGUGGAUGUGUUGCUAUUUUAGCAACCUUGUGCGUCGAGCUGAACGAGCACUUCGUUCCUUGUCGCCAUUUCGGAGCUGUGUUCAGGAUAUCACCUACACUGCACGUUGAGUUAAUUAAUAAAGUUGAUGCUGUAGCUGGUGUUGCCCAUUGUUCUAUAAUCAACAGAUUGGAGGAUUCAGUGCUUCAACUGUACUGGGUGUUCUAUGAAUCCUGCGAAUUAUUGCAAGUCUAUCGACUAAAGGAAGACUCUGGUCUUGAUGAAAGAGUUGAUAGCGUCUCAUCAGUGUUUCCCGAGUUGACUCUGGAUUCUUUCCCGGGAGCUGUAACACGAUCUUCUCUAACAUGUUCAGACAACUUGCGAUGGAGCGCCUUAGGUUUUGAUACUGGUCAUGUGUUUCUUUCAGUGUUUGCAAUGGAUAUAAAUAAGACCUAUAGGAAGCUGAUAAAGUUCUCUGGACCUAUUUCUGUGGUGGAUUUUAUUCCAUGUUGUUCUUCGAGGUUAAUAUCAUGUAACAAAGAAGAAGAUGGUUCACAUGGUUAUCGCGAAGAGCACUAUCUGGUCGUAUCUUCAACUCUCGGCCCAGCGGCUGUGUGGAAAUGCAAUUUCGAUGGUGACUCUUUGAGCUGGAAUCAGGACUUUCUUCUAAAGCAAUCGGAGCAAUUCGACACAAUCACUUGUUGUUGCGUUCUUAGAGAUCUUAUAGCUGUCGGAACGUACUCAGGAAAGAUUCUUUUUUACUCAUCCAAGUGCGACCUUCUAAUUCACGAAAUUGUAUCGAUUACCCAAAUUCAUGCUCCCGUUGUGGUAAUGAAGGUUUUGGACGAAACAACUCUAUGUGCGUUGUCAACAGCAGGACUUCAUACAGUAACACGCAGUGAUCUUUAG